Octopus bimaculoides (California two-spot octopus) is the source of this 3627-nucleotide messenger RNA. RefSeq lists its product as uncharacterized. Lineage: Eukaryota; Metazoa; Mollusca; Cephalopoda; Octopoda; Octopodidae. The record is from RefSeq and is a predicted model, not a curated record.
AUGCGGUGCAAAAAUAACAGAAGUUGACCCUUCAACCAGUAACUAUAUUCCCUAUUGUAUUUCAACCAAUUGCAACUGUCGUAAUUACUACUUGUCAGUAACGAAAUUCGGACCUACUGUCCCUUGGUUCAAAUUUCAUGCAGUUUUUACUUAGUCUUUCACCUUUCAACAAAACAAUUAACUUCAGCUAGCUUUGACUUGAAGUACUGAAAUAAUUUGAUGUCUGGUGUGAACAUAUCACCGUUCGCAAUUUGGCAACAAAGCUCAGAUAAAUUGGUGCUGUAAUCCAACUGGGUUGACAUGUCUUCAACACAACUCCAUACCACAGAAAACUAGAUUAAAACUUUUAAUAAAAGCUAGAUGAAGGGCUCUUGUAACCUUCAACUAUCCUAUGAUGGUUUCACAUUUCCGAUAUAUUUUUCUCUCUGUUACUGCUUUAUGACUUCUGAUUAAAUUUCUCUUUAUUUGUUUAAUGCCUGUUUUUUCCCAAUACUAUCGUAUGUUGCACAAAUGUUAAUUACUGUGGAAUUAUGUUACAGUUGGACACUAACACUCUUCUGUUUUUUCAAGUAAAAGUUUUUUUUUUUAUUCCUCUUGUCUUCAGAAGUAAGUGUUAAGCUACAGGGCAAGUUUUUGACAGAGUUUGCCUUACAGCCAUGUGGUUUUGGGUUUCACCCCACUGCAUGGCACUUUGGUUAAUAAUCUUCUAUAUCCUCAGGCUGACCAAUGUCUUGUGAGUAAAAUGCACCCAGUAUGCUGUAUAAAGUGGUUGGCAUGAAGAAGGGCAUCCAGAGCAGACAGCAAGGCUUAAGCCAUCAAACCCAUGACAGCAUGGAAAAUGGUUAUGAAAUGAUGAUGAUGAUGCCACCACGCCAUAACAAGGACUGGACCAAGAAAGAAUACAAAGGCUCAUAUUCGUGGUUUUGUUGUCCGACAUCGGAUGAAAAAACUAAGAACAGAAUUUGAGGAAAUUAUGCAGGAAAUUCAUCCCAAUGGAAAUCUUCAUGUUGUUUGGAAAAGAAAUUUGUUGUGCUUACCUGAAUUUUCUUCAAAGAAAGAAAGUUGUAAACCAUUCCAGUUGAGUUCUAAACCACAUAAAUCAAAACCUCCUGAACUUCUAACUAAACAAGAGAACCAUUCGAUUCCUGGAAAUUUUAACAAGCGUUCUUCAAAGACAUCAAAUUCUUUGAACCAGUGUCUAAAUAAUCAAACACCUGUAAAUACCACUGAACUUUACAAUAUACAAGGAACUAAUAGUGAAAGAGACAAAGAAGUACAUAGAGGUGAAGAAUUGGUUGAAAAAGAUCAGAAUCAUUUUAUAGAAGACUCUUUUGAGUCAGAGCAACUGAAGAAAGAGAGAAAAAUUUCCUUGCAUACGGACAGCAGUGAGACAGAAUUUGAUAGAAAAACUUCAAAUCAUUGUGAUCAUUUGUUUAGAAAUGGAAAUAGCCUUCCAAGAAAUUCAAGAAAAGAACAGUUCAUGAAAAAUGGCAAUGGCUCCAUUUCUACAGCAUCAUUUUGUCUGCCUGUAUCUUCUACAUCAUUUGACUGUUCAUCUUUCACUGAUGUCACCUCAGUUUGGGACAGUACCCCAUCAUCUCCAGACAUCACACUGGAUGACAUCCAAUCUUCAGAAAGUGCAAGCUCUUUACUGCAGGAGAGACAGAAUUUGGCCAUGGAGUUAGUGUGGAUACAACAAGCAAUAUCAAGUCGGAAAAAUUAUCUCCAGCUGAAGUCCCAGAUUGAAACAUGAUUCCAUACCAAGCCUCAGCAUUUGACACAAGUGUUUUGAAAUAUGGAGAGUGUUCUUAUGGUUCAAUCAGCCAGAGAAUAAAUGAACCCUUGUGUUAGCAGUCUGUAUAUCAGUAGAGACUACAAAACUAUGGCUGGAGACUAUAUGCAAGACUGACUUUUAUUGGAGAGCUAACCAACUGAGGCAUGACUAGAAAGUAUGCUUUCCGACAGCCUUCAGGUGCAGCCAUGAAAGAAUGCAAAAGUGUCUCUGGUCUGUCAUGCCUAUUAAGGGGAGGGCACCAAAAGUGUGUUUGCUCUUGGAUACCGAGAAACUUUGUUAUGCUAUUGGAAAUCAGUACCAGUAUAUUACAGGUAUUUAUUUUAUUGAGCCCUGCAGGGAUAAGAUAAAGAACAAGGUCAACCCAUAAAGUUGAGAAAUGUAGUUCAAUACCAAGAGGUGUUUAAUAUCAUUUCUAUCAACUGACUGUCUUCGGAGCCUAUGAGAAUAUGAACACUCGAAAGAUGUACACAUUCUCAGGUACCUAUAUUUGUAACAGUCAGUUUUAUGCUAUUUACAUGUCAACCUAUUUGGACCCUGUAGAGAGUCUACAGUUAUCCAAGACAAAUAUGAUGACUGCAGAUAAUCUUUUCUACUGUAGGCUCAAGGCCUGAAAUUUGGUGGGAGGGGUAAGUCGAUUACAUCCACCCCAGUGAGUAACUGGUACUUAUUAAAAGUCAACCCUGGCAGAAUUUGAACUCGGAACGUGAAGACAAAUGAAAUACCAUUAAGCAUUUCACUAAUGAUUCUUAUUUCUUUAUUGCCCACAAAGGGGCUAAACAUUUCGCUAAUUAUUCUGCCAGAUGGCUACCCUUGAUGAUUGCAUAUAAUGUGUUAGAGUUUUGAAUUAUGAACUUUCACGAACUGUGGAAUAAUAGAUGUCAUCUGAGGAAUAAGUAAUACUUGUGGUUUGGUGUUAUCAAGUACUAUAAUAUAGUCUGGACAUCAUUGAAGGUUACGUGUAUUGUACGAUACAGCUUUAUUAUCACUACUAUAAUGGCCUCUGUUCCUUUGAGCUGACUGUUCUUGUAACUCUUCCACUCAGGUGCUCUCGACUCACUCAUUACCCUUGUAUGCAAUUGCCAGGUCUUGCACUAACCACUACAGCCAGUCUUCCCUUCCCAGAACAUUGGCUCCUUGGAAUCUCCUCCCUGUUCAUGUCUUUCCUGCAGGAGCCAACUUCCAACAAUUUAAACGAAACAUUAACAUCAUCAACUUCAUUAGUCUCAAAGGAAUUGCAAAAGUCAUGGGCACAGCCCUUCCUCUAGACUUAGUAUGUAAGAAAGAAAAAUUGAAGUGUAAAUGUACUACACCAGAUUUAAAUGGCCCCUUCCCCUUCCAUUAAAAUAACUCCUUUACAUAAGUAAAAACUAGAAAAGCACUCAGAGAGCGCAGACCUCCGCCAAGCAGCUCAUUUUAAGAUAGAUACACGAGUAAAAUUACUAAUAGAGAAACGAAAAUAAACUUUGGAAACAGCAACACCACCAUAGGUUACGUGAAAAUAAUUAAUGUUUUCAAGGGAGAUAAAGAACAUAACAUUGUAAUACUUCAUGUAAAGUAAAUAUAACAAAUGAAAAAUCCUUCAAGAAUCCAUAAAAACUCCCAGAUCACUACCAAAAUUUCAUCAUCUGUUCCUUGUGUCGUUACCAACUUUUCCUGCAAGUUUCAUCAAAUACUGUUCAAACCUUUUUGAGUUAUUUUGCACACAGACGGAUAAACCAACACCGAUGAAAACAUAACCUCUUUCCUUGGCAGAAGGUAAUCAAUAUUGAAAUGUAAAAGAAUUAUUAAAUACUGUAUUGUUAAAUUUUUAUUAAACAACAUAUUCAUCUUCA